AUGAACGCCACUACAGGACACUACUGCUACGAGCAUUACUCGACUGUUUUCACUGUACGGCUGAGCACAGGUCUCAAAGUGCAUUGCUUAACAAAGCUCGGCAACAAGUGGGCCAAGAUUGCCAGUUGCUUACAUGGACGCAUCGACAAUGAUGUCAAGAACUUCUGGAGCACCAGGCAAAAACGGAUCCUGAGAGCUCUGCAACGCCCCAAGAUGCCCUCCGGCAGCAUAGAUGCUUCAACGGACACACAGGAAUUCUCUCUUCUUUCCCGUCGACACGUCAGUGCUGUAGGGGGGCAAAAUCUCCCGCAAGUGACACUGGGAGAGCAUAAUGACUGA
Molecule: messenger RNA, 339 nt
Organism: Physcomitrium patens
Lineage: Eukaryota; Viridiplantae; Streptophyta; Bryopsida; Funariales; Funariaceae
Product: putative transcription factor MYB58
Source: RefSeq, a predicted model, not a curated record